Messenger RNA from Myxocyprinus asiaticus (Chinese sucker), 4204 nucleotides. Its product is annotated as sushi repeat-containing protein SRPX2-like. The transcript is spliced from 9 exons. Bases 1653 to 2948 code for a protein of 431 amino acids. The record is from RefSeq and is a predicted model, not a curated record. NCBI's taxonomy places the organism in Eukaryota, Metazoa, Chordata, Actinopteri, Cypriniformes, Catostomidae.
UCAUGCAACAACAACGCCACCAUUCGUCCAGCAGAGUUGAACAUAGGACUAGUGGAAAUUUGCGCUGAGACUUGAAGCUUGAAGACUGCGUAAUUGCAAGAUAUAAUUACAAGAUAAUAGCAGUAUAAGUUGUUGUCAACAUUUAUAGCCACAUAUUCUCCUGCCUGGCAGCCAAUGCAAUGGUCAAAAUCCAUAUUAUUAUGCUUGUCCUGUUGUCCAACAUACAUCAGACUCUUGGACAGAUCACUGAGGGCCUACCUGUAAUUGACUGUCUCAGAAGCGGAGGCAACUGAGACUUGUCCUCCGCCACCCGGAUUGAGGUGAGUAACCGCACCACCACGAGGACCUACUAAGUAGUGGGAAUUGGGCAUUCCAAAUUGGGAGAAAAGGGGAUAAAAAUAAAAAAAUUAAUAAUAAUAAAUAAAUACUGUACCUCUAGAAGCAUUUAAACCAUUAAAUAAUUACAUGUCACUGAUUGCCUUUUCAAACGUGACUGUUAUUUGUUCAGCUUUUUUUGUGCAGAGACCAAAAGCUUGGCAUUAGUUGAAACAGGUUUGUCCUACAUUUCCAUUGAAGCUGAUGCAUUUGUAACUCUGUUUACUUUUCAUGUUCACUAUAACAUUCUUCUCAGUUUAUUUUCUCCUGAAAAAAGAUGUUGCUUUAUUUUAAAGGAACUCUGUUGAAAACUGUCAUGGAUAGAGACUGAAAUGUUUCCCGAAGAGCUUUAAAGAGCUUUAUGUAUGUGAAACCGGAAAAGUGUGUGUGAGAGGAAAGAAUGAUGAUGGUGUUUGUGCUGCAUGGAAACAAAAACAGGGGUGGUUGGGGAUCCUUUUCUCUACCACUGAGACCACAGGAUAUUGAUGAUGAAGCAAGUUUGCUGCUGUGAUAUGCUUGCCAAUGUUUUGAAUCAGAAUUAUUUGGAACUCUAAAGGCUUAAAGACACUUUUUGAGGUUUUUGGAAAUGAAGGCCAGGGCUAAACAAUAAGGAUGGCCCACAAUGUUAAAAUUAAAAAGAUACUCAAGGCAUCAUUUGGCAGAACCCUUUGGAGAUCCUCCAGAUACCCUUUAAAGGAGCCUCAAAUAUCCUAUUUACGUACAUAAGGACAAAAUAUAUUUAGUGCUUAAACCCCGAAGCGUUAACAGCGUCAGGAGUUCUUAAAAGUUCUUGUAGGCACUAAGAGUAAGUUUCUCAGAAAACUGAUACCCCAAAUGGUGCCUUGAGUAUCUUUUCAUUUUUACAGUUAUACUGGCCCAGUAAUGGAUCAAAAAUUACAAACAAGUUAGUAAUGUAAUGUUUUGCAUUUGGCAUAUGCCAUUGUUGUCCAGCAAAAAAGGAGUUCAUUAAUAUUUCUGUCAUAGAUUUACAUUAUAGCUGUAUAAUUUGCAAAUUAAAAACAUUGCAACUUUUUUUUAUUGAGGAAAUUAAACAUUUAAUUACUCUUUGUGGUGGGGCCAGUAAAAUGUUGACUGGGCAAGUAAAAAUCUGAACUACUGGCCUGACCGGUUCUGCCAAAUCAAUCCUUAAUCUUGCACCUUUUAUGUUUGCUCUCAGGCUCUGAAUCGACUUACCAUGGCAAUACUGAUGUUGUGGAUGAGGAAGAGGAAGAGGCUUACUACACCCCUCAGUUGGACUACAAACGCAAGUAGUGAUAAUGGCUCACAAAUUACAACUAAUAGUGAAAUGGAUCAGUUAUUUUCAAACCAUUUUCCCAUCAGAUCCACAGUGGUGCCACACAUUUAAGCUUCCCAAUGGGGGGGUAGAUUGUUCUUCCCCACAAGGCAGGAACCACCAUAGCACACUUGGAACCCGCUGUUUGCUCUCCUGCGAUCGAGGACAUAAACUGAUUGGGCAGUCAUCAGUGCAAUGCAUGCCCAUCCGCCGUUGGUCUGGAACUGCUCUUUGUCGAAAGGUGCGUUGCCACGUUCUGCCACUGAUUGAUCACGGCACAUACAGUUGUACCCGUGGCUUUGUGGCAGACUCCAGGUGUGACUACACCUGCUAUGAAGGAUACCAGAUCGAGGGAGUUCGCUUUCGUACGUGCCAAGAAGAUGGAAAAUGGAGUGGCACAGAUCCCAUCUGUGCAGAUCAUGACCCCCCCAAACUGAAAUGUCCUCUGUCCAGAGUGAUAGUAGCAGAACCAGAAAAACUAACGGCCAGGGUGUCGUGGGACCGCCCUGUUGCAAAGGAUACAGCUGACAGAGCACUGCAGGUCUUGCGAAAUGGACUGGAGUCUGGAUCAGACUUUCCUGAAGGAAUUAAUGUAAUUCGAUAUAAAGUCUACGACCAGGCUCGCAACUCAGCAACUUGCAAGUUUACUGUGCAUAUUGAAGUGAGACGGUGUCCAAAGCUGAAGCCUCCUAUGCAUGGAUAUCUGGCCUGUUCAUCUGAUGGCAAUAAUUAUGGGGCUAUAUGUGAAUACCAUUGUGAGCCUGGCUAUGAGAGGACAGGAUUUGCCACACGUGUUUGUCAACUGAACCGUAGCUGGUCCGAUGAAGCAGCUGAGUGUGUAUUAAUGGACAUACAAACAGACGUCAGGUCUGCUGGUGCUCUACUUGACCAGUUUUAUGAAAAGAGAAGGCUUCUUGUUGUGUCUACACCAGAUAAUGCUAACCAGUACUACAAGCUUCAGAACAUUAUGCUGCAGGAGGCUGGGUGUGGUCUGGAUCUGCGGCAUGUGACAGUGAUCGAGCUAAUAGGAACGUCACCUCGUGCAGUUGGGCGCAUCAAAGAACAACGUCUAGAGCCCGAGGUCAUAGAGGGUCUUAGACAGGCAAUUCAUAUCUCUACAGCAUAUUUCACCAUGGUGCUGCUAGAUGAAUAUGGUGUGGAUCGGGAGCGUUUUGUAAACCCCACCACCUCUGAUGAGCUCUACACAUACAUUGAGGAGUACCUUCUCACAGAGGAGGAGCGCGAGAGACUGGAGAUGUACAGAGACUUCUGUGACUGACCAUGUCUGGGGAUUUAUUGUACAAGAGACUAACUGCUUCUGCUUGUAGAUGCAAAACUGUACUUUUAACUUUGUGAUUGUCAGAAGUGAAACUAUGGCAGUGGUUUAUUAGGAUGCAUGCACUCUAAAAGCCUGUUUCCUAGACAAACACUAAUUUAAAAAUGACUUAUUGUAGGUAUUAUUAGCAGAGAAUCACAACUGGAUAUGUGAUUUAUUCAUGAACAGAUUUUUCUGUAUUUGGACAACUGCUAAAUGGGGUGACAAUUCUUAAAGGAAUGUUCUGGGUUCAAUACAAGUUAAGCUAAAUCGACAGCUUUUGUGACAUAAUGUUUUCACCAUAAUAAUUAAUUUCAACUCGUUCCUCUUUUUCUUUAAAAAAAAAAUAAAAAUAAAAAGCAAAAAUUGAGGUUACAGUGAGGUCCUUACAACGGAAGUGAAUGGGGACAAUAAAAAUGAACAUGGCCAAUUUUUGGAGGGUUUAAACACAGAAAUGUGAAGCUUAUUUGAUAAAAGCACUUGCAUUCAUUCUUCUUUUAAAACUUGUGUAUUAUUUGAGCUGUAAAGUUGUUUAAAUCAUCAUUUUUACAGUCAUUUUAGGGUUUGUUGCCAUUACAUCGUUAUGGUAAUAAAGUUGUAAAAUUGAUAACUUUGCAGAAAAAAGGUUUAUAAGGGAUUUGAUCACACUAAAAUCAUGUCUACACACAUAUCCUUUAUGUCUUGUAGUUAUACUUUUGAAAAAGUGAUUAUUUUAAUGUUAAAAAAAUGACCCCCAUUCAUUUUUGCUUUUUUUUUUUUUUAAGUCGUCGUCAAAAUUAAUUUUUGUGGUUAUCAACAUUAUGCCACAAAUGACUUCGAUUGAGCUUAACAUGUAUUGAACCCAGAAUAUUCCUUUAAUAAUCUAGUUCACAGCACAAAACAUGGAUUGUUGAAAAUAUUUAAUAUUUAUUAAAUGCUGAUCAUGUAGUUCCUAAAAAGGUGCUCACAAAGGUGGACUAACUACAGCAGGAUGACAUGAAAAUGAAAAUAACUAUGUAAAGCAACAUGUAAAACUUUGCUAAAUGGUGGUAAGAACACAACAACAAAAAACAACCAGAAAGUCAUAUCAAGUACACAUUUAAAAACAAAGUGUUAUGAGUUUAAACUAAAAUAUUUACUGUGUACAGAUUUUCAUUUUUUAAGAACAGCAUUUCAAACAAUGUUGUAUUUGAAGACAGCUGAAACAUUAAAGAAAAUAAUAAAAAAAAAAAUACAUACUG